Nomia melanderi (Alkali bee) is the source of this 4884-nucleotide messenger RNA. Its product is annotated as cilia- and flagella-associated protein 43. Gene Ontology annotation, molecular function: protein binding. Gene Ontology annotation, cellular component: axoneme. Gene Ontology annotation, biological process: cilium assembly. The record is from RefSeq and is a predicted model, not a curated record. NCBI's taxonomy places the organism in Eukaryota, Metazoa, Arthropoda, Insecta, Hymenoptera, Halictidae.
AUGGAGGACACGUGGCGACCCUCCUGGAUCCGCGGAGACGGAAUCGAGGACAUGGUCUUCGUAGGCAAAGACGUGAUCGCCUGGUGCACAGGUGUGCACGUCGUGUUCUUUAACGUCGCGCAGCGGAAGCAGGCGAUUCGAUGGUGUUGCAACGCUGCAGCCGGCGACGGUGCGCACUGUCUUUCCGCUCACUCCACCCUGUCGAUCUUCUGUUUCGCCGAGAGCGCUGAUCACCCGAGGAUUCUAGUCUACUCGUAUCCCUCGAUGACGCUGAUUUCCGAGUGCCUGGGCGGCCAUAGGAACAGAUAUUUAGCCACUGCCUUCACGGCGAAGGAUCACAUCGUUUCUGUCGGGUGGUACCCACAGUUCCCCAUGGAUGUUUGGUCCUGGAGAACCGGCGAGAAGAUCAUCACCGUGAACACGUUCAUACACGACAAGGUUGGACAGAUACUGCGAGUCACUCAAGGCGGAGCGAACGUGGUCGCUCAGAUGGGCAGAACUUGCGGGAAACUUUAUACCUGGGAACUUGACGUUGUGGGGAAAACUGCGACUCUUCAAGGUGAAGAAAAGCACGAGGUGAAGCUUCCAGGCGAAGUUCCCAUCCAAUGGGUAGACUGGUGCCCGACCUCCACUGAACCUUUACUAGCUCUGACUGACACAAACGGCCACAUAUUCCUAAGCAACUUCGACGGUUCCGACGUUCAACGUAUCGUAUUGUCCCAACGCUGCGGCGUCUGCAUGGACUUCGAACUGCCGAUCGUCCGUUGGUUCAGAGAAGGAAUUCUCCUACGAACCACCUUCUGUCAAAUUCGUUACUACGUGAAGAAUUCGAGGACGAACCGAUGGCAGAAAGAUUGGUAUCUGAAACUCGAAACGAGACCUCGCAUCCUGGUGACGCAUCCCCUAAAAAGUGACUGGUGCUUCUACCACACGUUCGAGGGAUACUUGAUGCAGCUCGAGUUCCCAAAGGACACCGGCACUCCUGUAGUAAACGAGUACCUACGUUACGGCGCCUCCUUCAAAUUUAUGGACUUCGUUUACCCAUGGUGCCACCACGUGGUCGGCACUGAGAACAUGAAGGAGUUGACCGUACUCGAAGCCUACAGCGGAACACAGACAUCCGUCGUGGAUCCGGAGAUUCAGAGCGAAAUAACUUGCCAGGUUUCUCAUCCUGAUUAUCCUUUGAUCGUCCUGGGAUCUCAGCAGGGCGAACUGGUGUUCGUUAGCUUCGUCGAUCCCGAGGAACCGAGAAUAGUUGCUUUUCUGCGGCUGCAGGAGAAACCUUUGGAUUUGAUUAAGUUUUCCCACAGUGGAAGAUCUCUAAUAGCAGCCGACACCCUGAGCGGCAACAGCUACUGCAUCAGUCUGCGCCCGGAGAAAGCGUACACGGUGCAAGCCCUGGUGCAACCACAUCGAAGGAUCACCGACGCGCUGAUCUACGAGGGCUCUAAGAAGCUGAUGGUGUUGGUACUGUUCGUCGGUGCGAAACAGUUCUCCGUGGGCCAACAGCUGAUGCUGUUCGCCGUGCCGGAAGACAAGAAUCUGAUGAGGGAGCACACGGAGAUCCUGGAGUUGCCCGGCGUUUACCGUGCUCUGUGGCAGCAUCCAUCGAACGCGACGAUGCUUAUAGGAACACCGUAUUUAACGAAGCAGCUGCGAGUGCAGCGGCUUCAAGAUUUCCGGAACGUCAGCUUGGUGGACGGUAUGAUGACGGGACAUCACGUCAGGCUGGCGAAUCUGUUUGUCGACAGGCAAUGGUUAACCACCGCUGCUUUCGACGGUUUGGUCCACGUCAGGGACAGGACGCUGCGACGCGUGGUCGCGUGCUUCGUGUCCCAUCAUAGAUCGGAUUUCGGCUGUGCGAAGGCGAUCGCUAAUAAGACCGGCGAUCUGAUCGUGGUCAUGGGGUACAAUGGUUCGGUGGUCGCUAUGAAAAAGGAGAGUGCACCUGCGAGUCCUACCGAUCAGCCAGCUCUUUGUCCAGUGGAUUACACGCUGUACGAGAGGAACCGAAGGAAAAUCCUCUCCGAUUACGCCGGUCUUGCUACAGACAUACAGGAGAUGCUGUCGCGGCCGAAGUUUCGAUUUCCCGAUCUCGAAGAGGACGGUGGCAAAACCUGGUUCGAGUGGAGAGAGGAAGAUCAAUUGCGGAGAGAAGCGAAGGAGUCCGAACGAGAGAGAGCAGAGAUUCUGAAGGACUUCGAAGUGUUAAAGAACAAAGUGAAGACGCUUCUGGAUGCCAACGAAGCUUGCCCUGAUAUAGAGAAGCUUCCGGUGUCGGCUUUCGACCUGGACAUCGCUGGGCGAGAUCAGAAACUGAAGGCUGGUCGCGAUAAAUGCGAGGACAUCCGACUGGAGCUCGAGCACAGCAUCCUCGAAAUGAACAGAGUGUCCAUGUGGAUGAGGGAGACGUUCUGGGAUCCUCAGAAGGUUCUGGGGAAGUCCCUGGUAGCCAUCUUCGGCGACAAAGUGGUGGCCAAUUAUCCUUCCGUCGCGGAGGAUCCUCGAGCGAAGGAUUUGUUGCAGUGGGCGCACUUUUCCAAGGAGAGUCUGCAUAAAAUCAUGGAGGCCGAUACUUUCCAGCCUUGGAGGCUGUACACCGAGGAAGAGCUGGAGGUGGAAUUGAAUAAAGGAAUGAAGCUGUACCGCGAAGAGGAUAUGAAGAUUGACAUGUUGCUCGAUGAGGAGGAGGACAAAGGAAUCUCCGAAGAGGAGCUGGCGAAGCAGAGAACGCUGGAAGGCACCAUUGUCCAUCGAUUCAUCGAGCCGUCGCCCUACUAUUCCCAGAUAGAGUCGUACGGAUUCGGUCACGUGACGCUGAACAACCACUUUCUGCUGCACGACUGCGAGAAGAUUCGUAGCUACUUCAACGCAGCGUUCGAAGAGGUGUACGCGUUGAAAGAGCGAGAGAUGAAGGUGAUACGCGACCGAAUCGCGAGGAUAUGCCACAUCAAUUCGGAACUGGAGACGAUGUUCAAGCGAAGAGUGUCUUAUAUCCCCGUCGAUCCUAGUUGGCACUGGCAGGAGAGCCCUGAAGGCAUUGUCAAGGUGUUCGAUCACGAAGUCAAGGCGAAACCGUACGUUUCGCCGUCGCAGCGAGAAAUCUUGGAUAAGCAGGCGGCCGAGGCCGAGAGGAUCAGGCGGUUGUUGCUGGCCGAUGAUUUUCGCGAACGCGCCUUAAUGACGAUGAUGGACGGCGUGCUGGAGGUUCGAUGGGAGGACAUCAUCAAGAUAGACGUUCCCAAGCCCGCCUGCAUGCUCGAGAAACGACCGGAAGACUACACCGAGGAGGACAUACUCACGGCGAAGAAGUACGAGAAGGAUGUCCAGUUCCUCCAGGAGGAACGCGAGCGCUACAAUCGCAUGCUGGACGCGGAGUACGCUAAAGUCAUGGGACUUUUGCGGGAAGGGAUCGACAGAUUCAACGGGAAACUCGAUCAAUUGUUCCACCUGAAGAUAAACAUCGAGUCGGCCAUAAAUCAGAUGCAUCUACGAUACGUCCGCGGCUGCUUGCGAAACUAUCACCGGACGAAAUCCCUGCGCAGGGAGGAGGAGAUCAAAGAGGGAAUAGCUAGGAAGCAGCGGUACGAAGCCGUCUUGCAGGCGAACGCGCAAACCUUUCGGAACGUGCAUCAGGAGCUGGCGCUGCAGCACGAGACGACGGUCGCCCGCGAGAAGACCAUGUCCAAGCGGUUCAGGCACGACUUCGCCUCGUUGAACAAGUUCCACGUGGAGCUGUUGGAGCAUCAGUUCAAACGUCGGCCGAAGGCCAACCUGAGGAGCCUGUGCUCGUCCGAGCUCGCGGAUCUAGCCAGCCACGUGGUCGACAAAACUCGGUUGGUCUACAUGACGCAGGAGUGCAAGGAUUACCUGAAAUCCCUGGACCACCUGGACGUCCGGCCGCAUUCCCUUCCGCCGACGCUGGAAUCCUCCUAUUGGGACCAUCUGAUCCGGCUACGUCGGCAGAAGAUAGAGUCCGAGCUGAAGAGCCGGGCGAAGGAGGCGGAGAUACUCGACGCGGAGACCGUGAUCGAAGGAUUCAAGCUGAGGAUCGACAAGUGCAGGUCGGACAUCGAGGGAGCGAGAGAGAGGCUGGGCGAGAUCAGACGACAUCGAACGACCGACGAACUGGACGUCGAAGUGCAGCUGGUCUUAAAGAUGGGGCAAGUGGAGGUUGGUCUCACUGGAGACUUAGAGGACACCCGAAAUGUGGUCUUGGUGUCUAGGAACGAGAUACAAGCGGUGAACGAAUUGAUCGGCGCUGCUGGGAAGUGCAAGCUGGAUGCUUUGUCUCGAUUGUUAGACUUCAAAAGAGGUACUCUGCUGAAAGAGUGGGUGCACGAGUGUCGAAGGAAGCACCUGAGCGACCUCCAGGAGGAUCUCCAUUUCAUGGAAACGGCGACGGUGACGAAGGAGAUGCAACAGUACCUGAAGAGGAAGGCCAAAGGUCUGCCUGACGACAAGACGUUCGAUCGCUUGGACGUGGACAUCGACAGGGCGAACGCGAGAUGCGAGAGGGUAAUCGAGAGCCAGAAGGCUCGGCUGGCCUCUAUCCAGAAGGAGAUCGCGGCCACUAGAAGCAAGAACGAGGAACUCGAUCGGCGGAUCGUCGAGCUGAACGCGGCGAGGUGCGACAUGGAGCUGCGCCGCGAUCGUAUCGGCGAGGCGAGGUACCGGCAACACACCGAGAAGACGAUCAGGAUGGUCAUGAGGCGAUCCGAUCUGAUCAAGAAGCUGCAGGAUAAUUAUGCGGCCUUGCUCGAGCUGCAGACCGAGUACGAGCUGCUGAGACUGCGCCGCUAUCCUACGCUCCGUUUCAAGUUCCUCGACGAUGAGGACAAGGAGGCUGGUUUCCGAUCUGAAGGCAAUCUUUGUCUCUGCUAA